CAGCGCUGAAUUUUCAUUUGGCAAGCCGUGGCGAACCGCCAUGUCGUCUCUAUCCGCCUUCGUGGUUCCGUUCACUGCUUCGAUUCCUUCACAGCCUGCUCCCCGCCGAGCAGUGCGCGGUUUUGAGGCGAAGAGCAGUGGAGGGCCCUCGUUGGGCGUCGCAGGGAUUACUGCCUUUGUAGCACAUCGCCUCGUAACCCAGGGGCGGCGCGCGCAGCGCUCGCAGCCGCCAGAUGCGGAGGCGCCUCGCCUGACGACGCGCAAGAAGAGCGACCCACAAAACGUCACGUUGCUGGACAUAGGCACCGUGUACUCCGUCAAGGAGGAUUUGAGCAAGCCAAGCAUUACAGCUGCUGAUUCGCAGCCAAAACAGGAGAAGUUCAUAGUGCAGAGGAGGGCUGAUGUCAAGGAUCCCCAAGAGCUGAUCAACGAGGUGGCUGCGGAUAUGCAGGACAUGGACGAGGACUUCCUGAAAAACCUGCUUGAAAUGACGGAAGUUCAGCGCGCAGAUCACAUUGCCGUUCCCUCAGGUGCCCGCAAGGGUCCGCCAAAUUUUAGAAAGGUCCAGAAAACUGGCCUAAACUCAGAAGAGCUGACACGCAAGGCGUUCGUUCUCAUGGAGGCGGGCGAGAUCAACGAAGCCAAGGAGCACCUGGACCGGGCGUCGCGCGUGGCCUCCGCUUUCGAGCGCUUGAACCAGGAGUUUGAGAUCAUCCGCAAGAAGCAGUACGCGUACCAACGAAAAGAUGAGACGCAGGUAGUGCUGGAGUUGCAGCGCGAGCUGCACCGAGAUGACUUCGACAUGAUCUUCGGCGCCAAAGCCAAGCUCGCGAGGUUCAUUGGCGGCGUAUGAUUUGCUAGCAGAUCGCAUCUUGCGGCUGGAUCCGUCAUGAAAUAGCUCUAUCUGGCUUGUCCGGUUGGCUGAUUCCUUUUGAUGGAGCCAGCCGCUCAUGACACAUGGUGCGACUUUGCAUGCAGCAAAUGGGCAGCAGGCUGCUUCACCGCAAACCGAUA
Messenger RNA from Effrenium voratum, 1014 nucleotides. The record is from the annotation of a GenBank genome assembly. NCBI's taxonomy places the organism in Eukaryota, Dinophyceae, Suessiales, Symbiodiniaceae.